Molecule: messenger RNA, 2530 nt
Organism: Haliotis rufescens (red abalone)
Lineage: Eukaryota; Metazoa; Mollusca; Gastropoda; Lepetellida; Haliotidae
Exons: 8
Coding region: 175-1575 (466 amino acids)
Source: RefSeq, a predicted model, not a curated record
UUUAAGCUGAUCAUUUUCUGAAGUAUCAUCAUUAAGUCUGGAAGUGGGGGCCAGCAGUGUCCUGAUAGUAGAUGGGAAGCAGGUACACUUCCUCAUCCACACCUCACCACUAUUGAUGGAAGUCUGUGAUGGCGCAGUAGCUUACCAUGACGGCUACAAAGACACAUCUAAAGAAUGGGAAGCCAAGAACAAAUUUCUGAGGGAUCAAUGGUCAAUAGAUCAAUGCUGGAAGGAGGUGCCAAGAACAAGGUUGCAGCGUCCAACACAACACUAUCAAUUACAGGUGCAUCUGGCAGCCGUAUAUAUGAUUCAACUGUGAUCGGCAACGUUCUUGGAGACGUCAUAAACAACCACCACAACACAGCUAAUCUCAACCUCAGCAUACACGGGCUUAAAGAGGGCACUGAGAACGAACAUGGCGUCACUGACGAUUCAUGCGAACCAAAACAAAAGCACUUGGCACAACGGACAUCAAUGUUGGAAAUAAGCUUGAAUGUUAACGUGACAGUCCCUCGUGAAGUUGGCGAUCGUGUGAGGCCACUGACAGAGGAGAGGUCGGAGUUUGCGAUCCAUGCUGAUUCAUCGAAGGAAUCCAUGCUGUUGUUCAUCCCUGAGAAUGACAAGACACAAGCAGGCACGCAAGAAGAGGGAGGGCUGUCAAGAUACGUACCUACAAUAGAUUUGGAUUAUAAUGCAAACUUGGAUGGUAUUUGCACAAACAACGAUACUUCAAGAGAAUAUGACAGGGAUGCUCCAUCUGAUCAUGAACAAAGGCCGACGGAAAGCCAACUCAGAAUGAAGGAGACUGAGGAAUCCUGCGCUGAUAUACCUCUCGCUAGCAAGUUGAAAGCCUCCUGUGCUUACAAUGUUACAGACAGCGGCACGCCCGAGAGAAGAAACUUGUUGGCCACAAAUGGUCCUGAUGGUGAAGUACUGUCCAAAUCCUGCAAUCCUAGAUCAACCAUCAGUAGUGUUCCAUCGGUUGGUGCUGUACCCAAGUUUGGACAUCAGAAACGUGUAGAUACAACAAGUAGACACGGAGCUUCGUUUCACCAACAAGAAUGUGACGAAUCUUGUUUCACUGACAUGAUACAUCGCCGACAAAUGCCCCCCGAUGCUGAUGUUCAUGAAAAACACAGUGUUGAAAUCAACGAUUUCCUGAAACAGGCUAAAUCAUUUCCAGAGCCAUUGAGUUCCUUGAUUGAACAAAAUCUUCUGACACUUCACAAACUAUCAUCAAUGUGCAACAAUGAAGAAUUGAAAGACAUUUCCAAAUUUCUGCGUGAGUGCUUUAACCCUGACAAGUGUCAUGAACUUCUGAUUGAUAAGCAACAUCCUAAUCGAGCAUAUUACACGAAAUGUCCAGUUAAUCGUGACAUUAUUUGCUUCAAGAUGAAACAAAACAUGGCCACUUUGAUCAAAGUCGCACAACUGAAUCCAGACAAGAUGAGCAAUAUAGCGGACUAUCUGGACAGCAUCCUGCUGCAGGACGAAGACAUCUCUGGACAUGGUCCUGCAAAUGGUAUAGCAGGGCUUGUCGGUAGAGUGUUUUUCUUACUUGAGGCUUGUUUAUGAAGUAAAUGUAAAUGGGUGAACACUGAAACGGAGACACUUUUCAUGACAAAUUUACUCUUUUCUUGGUCCCAUGAUUUUAUAACAUUUGCAUAACAACAAUCCAUGAGGCCUCUGGGUAAUCUAUAUGGGCGAUCGAGUAGCCUAGUGGUUAAGCGUUGACUUACGUUGUCACUGGAGUGAUAACGGUCGAAACUCAGGUUUCGUCAGUAGGUGGGUUCGGGGCUAUGUCGAUCUUGAUUCUGACUUAAUCUGUAUGUACUGAACUAAACUUAGGUACUAGGGUUUUGUAAUCCGUGGAUAACCAACCUUCCCGUGAUUUCUCAGCUCUAAGUAACUGGCGUUUCUAAUACUGGGUUGUUUCUAGCAAUCCGUGGAUAACCAACUUUCCCGUAAUUGACUUGGCACUCAGUAACUAGGGUUUGUAAUACUCAGUUUUUCUAGCAAUCCGUGGAUAACCAACCAUCCCGUGAUUGACUAGGCAUUUGGGAAAUUUAGUAUUUCCUUGUUCAGUCAAAGUGACAGUCGUAACUAGUCGAUAAUGACCAGUUGAUAUUGAGAUGUAAUCGUCUAUUCUGUAGUCUAAGUGACUUAUUUUAGGGAUAAGCCCUCAGUUUUUAUUUCCCGUUAUUUUCCUCAGACGAGGUUAUUCACUCACUACAGUGUGGAGUUAAUUGACUCAGGUGUCAAUUGGUCGCAGCCGAAUUAAUUGGCAGUCUACUCAUCUGGUCCGUAUCUUGUCAAAGGGUUGUUUUAUCUACCCUCCUCUUUAUAGCUUUAAAACAGUUGUUUGGCUAAAAUGCGGUUGUAUGUUUGCGCUGAUAUAAUUAAUUUGUGAUGUGUGUGAGCGCAGAUUGGAUUUAUCUUUAAUUGUCAACUAUUCGUACAAUAAGUAGUAGGGCUGGGACGGGUAACUCGGGUACCCAGGUCGGGUGGGUACUGAGAAGGACCCGGGUCC